Molecule: messenger RNA, 1164 nt
Organism: Loxodonta africana (African savanna elephant)
Lineage: Eukaryota; Metazoa; Chordata; Mammalia; Proboscidea; Elephantidae
Product: olfactory receptor 51G2-like
Exons: 1
Coding region: 28-954 (308 amino acids)
Biological process (GO): G protein-coupled receptor signaling pathway
Cellular component (GO): plasma membrane
Molecular function (GO): olfactory receptor activity
Source: RefSeq, a predicted model, not a curated record
CCUAGAGUUUUGCCUCUCCAGGUCAUCAUGUCAGACUCCAACAGCAAUGACAGAUUCUUCUUCCUAACAGGCCUCCCAGGCCUUGAGGUUGUGCACGCUUGGCUCUCCAUUCCCCUGUGUGCCAUGUAUGGGGCAUCUCUGGCAGGAAACAGUCUGAUCCUCUGGAUGGUUAGGUCAGAGACCCUCCUAGAUCAGCCUAUGUACUACUUUCUGUCCAUGUUGGCAGUGUCUGACCUGGGCCUGUCUGCCUCCACGCUGCCUACCAUGAUUAUCAUCUACAUGCUGGGUCUCAGACAGGUGGCGAAGGGUGUUUGCCUGGCACAGCUCUUCUUCAUCCACACAUUCUCCAUCAUGGAGUCCUCUGUGCUGCUGACCAUGGCCUUUGACUGUUUUGUCGCCAUCAGCAGCCCUCUUUGCUGUGAUACCAUCCUCACAAACACCCAGGUUGCCAGUUUGGAAUGGGCUAUUGUUGUGCGCAGUAUUGGUCUCCUUAUUCCAGCCCCCAUCAUGCUGAAGAAGCUGCCUUACUGCCAGAAUCCCCUGCUUUCCCACUCUUACUGUCUGUACCCUGACGUCAUGAAGCUGGCCUGUGCUGACACCCACAUCAACAGCGCCUAUAGGUUCUUUGUGGUGCUCUCCACAGUGGGGGUGGAUUCAGUACUCAUUGUCCUCUCCUAUGGGCUGAUUCUCCAAACAGUGCUGUCCAUCACCUCAAAAGCCGAGUGCCUCAAAGCCCUCAACACAUGUGUCUCCCGCAUCUGUGCUAUGCUGCUUUUCUACAUUCCCCUCAUUGGACUGUCCAUGAUCCACCGAUUUGGGAAGAGAACUUUCCCUUCUAUCCUUGUUUUGCUCUCUUAUUUGCACUUUCUCACCCCUCCAGUGCUCAAUCCAGUUGUUUACACUGUCAAGACCAAGAAGAUCUGCCGGAUGAUGCUGCAACUCUUCCGGUAUUAGAGACAUCAGUGGUCAGUAAGUGUCUGGUGGAGAGAGAAAAGGCAGGAGUGGCUUUACUCAUAACAGCGACUCUGAAUACACAACAAAUCAAUAGCAAGAAAAGAGUGUACUGUAAAACCAUUAUCCUCUUCCACAUGAAGUCCUCUUAUUAAUUCCUCUCAUAAGAGGAAAUAAUCUACCUAUUUAUUUACUUUUUCAUAAAAAGAAAUA